GUUAACAACAACACAACAUGGAAAACUCAAUCACUUCUUAAUAACAACUCCGAAGAUCUGAAAUACAAGCCCAACCGACCCAAAAUCAGGCAGCAAAGUCAAGAUCCCAUCGCCAAUUAAACGUAAAACUUGUUGUAUACUUCAUCUUUCCAUGGCAUGGUCAUGGCCAUGGCCAUUUCCUUCGCAUCCCUCCUCAAAACCACUUCUCUGAUCCUAACCCUCCUCGCAGUUCUCUUCUUCUUCCUCUUCACCCCUCGUACGCCGCAGCUCCCUCGCAGAUCACUCUUGGCCACUAACUGUACCACCAGUUUCCUCGCCCAAAACAACCACUCAGAUGGCCUUUUCGACUACUUUUAUUUUCACAUUUGCCAUGCCAACCAGAACCAUUUUCUCUCUAUCCCCUCUCUCUCCCUCCUGUCCCUUCUUUUUUUCUACAUUCUCAUCAAAACCGCUCAAUCCCACUUCUCUUUAGUUACUACUCAGCUCUCUACACUCUUGAAUCUCUCCCCAAGUAUGGCUGCUGUUACGCUUUUGGCAUUGGGUAAUGGGUCUCCAGAUAUUUUUUCGUCCGUCGUUGCGCUUCGUACUGGGCAGUACCGCACUGGGUUCGGGGCAAUUUUGUCAGCGGGGGCGUUUGUUUCGGCUUUUGUUGUCGGGUUUGUGGCGAUUUAUGCGGCUCCGUUUAGUGUUGAUGCUGGGUGUUUUGUGAGGGAUGUGGGGUUUUAUUUGGUGGCCGCUUUGUUUUUGUUUUAUGUGUACUUGAGUGGGGAGAUAUUUGUGUGGCAAGCUGUUGGGUUUAUUAUGUUUUAUGUGUUCUUUGUUGGGAUUGUGUUUUGGAUGGAUCUAGGAAUGAAUACAGGUGAGAAAAAGGGUGAUAAAGAAAUGAGUAUUAUGGGGCCGGAUUGCGAGGUUGGAGAAGCUAAAGAUUUAGAGGGAAUGAAGAGAAAUGAAGGGUUUGGGUUUGCUCAAGUUUAUGGAAAGUUUUUUUCAACAUUCAUACAGGUAUCAAAAGCAUGGGAGCUUCCAGUCACUUUUUUUCUGAAGCUGACAAUUCCAGAAACCGAUCCUUCUAAAUGGAGCCGGUUCUACUCAUCUGCAAAUAUUGCUCUUUGCCCUUUAUUGCUUUUGUAUGUUUGCAACUCCUUCAUGCCAAUAGAUCAUCCUAUAGCUUUCCUCCUUCCGAACAUCCAUUUCCCUCUCUGGUUUGUAGUACUCUUAGCAAGCACUUCACUUGCAGCACUUCAUUUCAUAGUGGAAACAGAACCCCCAAAGACUGAGCAAUUGCCUGUGGUGGUUGUAGCUUUCCUGAUGAGUGUCUUUUGGAUAUCCACUGUUGCUGGGGAGCUGCUUAACUGUCUGGCUGCACUUGGGACAAUCCUUGAAUUGCCUCCAGCUAUUCUCGGGCUCACAGUACUUGCAUGGGGAAACUCUGUCGGAGAUCUUGUUGCUGACGUUGCAGUUGCUAAAGCUGGCCAUCCAACAAUGGCAAUGGCUGGGUGCUUUGCAGGGCCAAUGUUUAACAUGCUUAUAGGACUUGGAUCGGCUUUGGUAAUGCAAACAGCCAAUGUUCAUCCAGAAGCUUAUCAGGUGCAUUUCCACAUCGGUAUUGUUACUGCUUUUGUGUUCUUGCUCUUGAGUCUGAUGGGAUCUCUUUUAGUCAUAACUUGGUCUAGAUUCCGGGUACCUAGGUUUUGGGGGUUUUGCCUGGUUGGCCUUUAUGUCGUAUUUACUGCAGUCAGCUUAGUUAUUGCCAAGUUUUCAGGGUGAUCGGUAUUACCUGUUAAAUUGAGAAUGUAUUUAGUCAUGAUGAAAAAGCAUCGAUACAGCUCCCUGGAUAUGCAAAUUCUUAUGCAAAAAAUGAAAAUGGAGCAAGGACAUGCUAGUUACUUAUCCGAAAAUUAAAAUGCAGCGAAGAUCAAUGAUAUGCAAGCAUUGUUGUCAGAGUCGAAAGAAGCCAUGAUUGCAGAACUUCUAGUCUGCAGAUUGAAUAUAGGAAAAUAGUGUUAUAUUUUUUUCUUCUCAAAAAUGAUUUAGGUAAAAUUAUCUACUUGUAAUAGUAAAAAUAUUUGUAUAUUAAUGAAGUGAUUAAUUCAAUAUUCUUUUAUAUAUGUAAUACUAGUUUGCCUAUAUAUGAUUCCUUUUUAUCCCCAA
This is a messenger RNA of Mangifera indica (mango), 2151 nucleotides long. RefSeq names its product cation/calcium exchanger 5. Bases 157 to 1767 code for a protein of 536 amino acids. Gene Ontology annotation, molecular function: monoatomic cation transmembrane transporter activity. Gene Ontology annotation, cellular component: membrane. NCBI's taxonomy places the organism in Eukaryota, Viridiplantae, Streptophyta, Magnoliopsida, Sapindales, Anacardiaceae. Gene Ontology annotation, biological process: transmembrane transport; monoatomic cation transport. The transcript is spliced from 2 exons. The record is from RefSeq and is a predicted model, not a curated record.